This is a messenger RNA of Ilyonectria robusta, 2134 nucleotides long. RefSeq names its product Myb/SANT-like DNA-binding domain-containing protein. The record is from RefSeq and is a predicted model, not a curated record. NCBI's taxonomy places the organism in Eukaryota, Fungi, Ascomycota, Sordariomycetes, Hypocreales, Nectriaceae. The transcript has 2 exons. The coding region runs from base 399 to 1637 and encodes 412 amino acids.
GCCCAUUCCCAGUCGGGACGCCGUCCAUUGGAUUGGAUUCCACGAUCCACGGCCUUGCCUCGCCUCGCCUGGCCAAGCGUGCAGCUGAGCGAGCGAGCGAGUGAGAGAUUGACGACUGAGUGGCUGCGCGAGAGAGAGAGAGAGAGACAGAGACUGCGCCAAAGACGACGACGUCUCUGCGUGUGUAUCAGAUCGGAUCGCCUCACAACAACACCCGGCACACCACGGCACCACGGCGAGCUAGCGGCCAGCCUCGCUGCUACGGUACCUUCUCGUCCAGACGACUCUAGCCUCGCACGCAACAAGCUGCAGCUCCUCCGUCCUCCUCCGCAUUCCUCCCUCCUCUCCAUCUCCAUCCUUCUCCUCUCCUCCACCAACCCCAAUUGCGACUCCCUCCCAUGUCCGAGGACGACGGCGACGUGCUCGGCCCCGACGGCCAGGCCACCGCCGCCCGUGUCGACCGCGAUCGCCGAGCGCCGCGCUUCAGCUGGACCCCCGCCUACGAGGCCACCUUCUUCCGCAGCCUGUGCGAGAGCGUCCAGCUGGGCCUGCGCGAGAACAGCAGCUUCAAGGCCGAGGCCUGGGAACGCGCCGCCCAGGCCCUGCAGGAGAGCCAUGGCGCCUAUCCCACCAAAAGCCACCUGAUCAACAAGAGCGACAAUGCCCGGAAGCGCUUUCGCCUGUGGCGUGGCCUGCGCGAAGACCCCGAGUUCCUCUACAACCCCGUCACGAGAACCGUCACCGCCACCGAGGAGGCCUGGACCGCACACAUUGAGAGGGAACCCCUGUCCAGAGCCCUCCGAGGGCGCCCCUUCGAUCACGAAGACUACAUGGAGAUCCUUUAUCCCGACGUCAUCGGCUCCGGGGGCGCUCCGAAGCGCAUCAUGAAGCCCCGGAGACGGACGGACGGGCCCAUCCCCGAAGACUCAGAGAUGCCCGGCACGAGUAUCCUCAACCUCCAGAGCGAACCUCCUCCCCGCCCCCCGGGCCUCGAGAGCCCCAACCAGCGACCGACCGUGAUCCAGCCGACCGCGACCCCGUCGACCGCCAACGGAGCCACGCAGAGACCAACCUCGACCUCCAUCCCCCCUCGCGCCCCGACCGCGAGCUCCAGCGCCCUUACUCCCCCGGACGAGACCAUCACCCAGAACCGAAAGCGCCAGCUGCCGACCACGAGCACCCCGAGCGCGUUCGAGUCGACGCCGCCCUCUUCCACCGGUCCAAUGAUCCAGCAACCCCCCGAGUCCCCCGAGAAGCGACGCCGAACAUCCUCUAACGACGGAUCGCGCGCCAUUGCCUCGGCUGCCACGCUCAACUCGUCCAUGCUCCCGCUUGUCAUAUCCAACGGCCCCAGCGUCAGCUCUCCCUCCCAGGGCGAGGGUCAGGCCUUGCCUCAUCCCCCGCUUUUCGAGGAGCUUGUCGAGGCCGUCAAGUCACGUACUUCCCUCCGGUGGCAGGAGGAGGCCCUCGACGUCUUCUUCCGGGACUUUGCCGACGAGGACCUGGACCUGCAGGUUAAGAUUUCAGAAAGCGUGUUGGUCAACGAGAGCAAGGCCAUGGUGUUUUGCAAGAUGCCGAGCCGGGUCCGGCAACAUUGGGUGAGACGAUUCAGGGAGCCACAUCAUAGGGCGGGUUAAGAGAGGAUUUCAAGAGGUGGAUCAAGAGGUGGAUCAGGAGGUAGAUCAAGGGGUGGAUUGGAGAGAUGAACACACGAGAUGGACAAGAGACGGACAAGAGAUGGACUACACAUACCCGAAGAUGGACUCCGCGGAUGCACACUGGACAGGAAGAAAGACAUCAUGACGGUCAACGGACCAACGAAACUCCACAACCCAAAAAAAUUACGGGGCGUCAAGUGCGAAGAGAGACGUGUUUAUGCCCACCGGGGGAAAAAGAAAGAGCGAUCUGGCGUGUUGGUUCGUGACGCAUGUUGAGAUACCAGUUUACCAAGAGGCGUUAGGAUUUCGGGUCUGCAAUGCAUUUAGCGAGGAUCUCAAAGGGCUUGCUUGGGAACAUUGGUCGCGUGAAGCGGCGGUGCUGGCGACUUGGGAAUAGCCUUGACCCUUUGGUCUUUGUAUCGAUAUAUAUAAUACCCCUAAUCUUCCACGUUGAUCAACGAUUACUGUACUCUUCC